CUCGCCGUCCACCCCGCUGGCGGGCGCGCGCACCUGCGCUAUAUAAGCCGCUGGCGGGCAAGCUCGUCAAUCCAAUCACCCAACCAACCGCCUCUACAAGCGCAGCCCAGAUCUCGGCUCCUUCCCUUCCUCGAACCAAGUAUCAGCAAUGGCGACCACGGCAGCCGACGCCACGGCCGCGGUUCCCAAGGAGCAGCAGCCCGCCAACGGUUCCGCGGCCGCCACCACCGGCGGCGAGCAGGUCACGCGCCACUCCGAGGUCGGACACAAGAGCCUGCUCCAGAGCGACGCCCUCUACCAGUACAUCCUGGAGACGAGCGUGUACCCGCGCGAGCACGAGUGCAUGAAGGAGCUCCGCGAGAUCACCGCCAACCACCCAUGGAACCUGAUGACGACGUCGGCGGACGAGGGUCAGUUCCUCAACAUGCUGCUCAAGCUCAUCGGCGCCAAGAAGACCAUGGAGAUCGGCGUCUACACCGGCUACUCCCUGCUCGCCACCGCGCUCGCCAUCCCCGACGACGGCACCAUCUUGGCCAUGGACAUCAACCGCGAGAACUACGAGCUGGGGCUGCCGUGCAUCGAGAAGGCCGGCGUGGCGCACAAGAUCGACUUCCGCGAGGGCCCGGCGCUGCCCGUCCUGGACGCGCUGCUGGAGGACGAGGCCAACCACGGCACCUUCGACUUCGUCUUCGUGGACGCCGACAAGGACAACUACCUCAACUACCACGAGCGCCUCAUGAAGCUCGUCAAGGUCGGCGGCCUCCUCGGCUACGACAACACCCUCUGGAACGGCUCCGUCGUGCUCCCCGCCGACGCCCCCAUGCGCAAGUACAUCCGCUACUACCGCGACUUCGUCCUCGAGCUCAACAAGGCCCUCGCCGCCGACCAGCGCGUCGAGAUCUGCCAGCUCCCCGUCGGCGACGGCAUCACCCUCUGCCGCCGCGCCAAGUGAACCAGAGAACCCAUCUCCGCCGCUCCGCCAUAGAUGCCAAGAACAAGAAUUAAUUAAUUACUCCCCAUUUUGUCUUUCCUGCUCGCCUUCUGUACUCUACAUCUAUCUUCUGCAAUUCGUAUAAAGAUUUCUCCAGACAAAUGAUUAAUAAUAGUACUCCCCCCAUAA
Messenger RNA from Triticum dicoccoides, 1120 nucleotides. Its product is annotated as caffeoyl-CoA O-methyltransferase 1. Bases 149 to 952 code for a protein of 267 amino acids. The record is from RefSeq and is a predicted model, not a curated record. Lineage: Eukaryota; Viridiplantae; Streptophyta; Magnoliopsida; Poales; Poaceae. The transcript is spliced from 4 exons. Gene Ontology annotation, molecular function: O-methyltransferase activity; S-adenosylmethionine-dependent methyltransferase activity.